Molecule: messenger RNA, 1553 nt
Organism: Pseudocercospora fijiensis CIRAD86
Lineage: Eukaryota; Fungi; Ascomycota; Dothideomycetes; Mycosphaerellales; Mycosphaerellaceae
Exons: 1
Coding region: 99-1370 (423 amino acids)
Biological process (GO): L-aspartate catabolic process; biosynthetic process
Cellular component (GO): mitochondrion
Molecular function (GO): L-aspartate:2-oxoglutarate transaminase activity; pyridoxal phosphate binding
Source: RefSeq, a predicted model, not a curated record
CAGUCUUCUAUCAUCCAAACACGCGUCCUAUCAGCAAGCGUUCCAUUCCAUUGAGUCUGUCUCGUCCGCCAUUGGUGACCACGCUCCACGCUACAGCCAUGAUCUCCCGCACCGCCCUUCAGCGAGCCGUCCAAGCUCCAAUCGUCAAGCAAUCCGUCCGCGCUGCCUCGGCGUGGUCGCAGGUGCCUCAGGGCCCGCCAGAUGCCAUCCUGGGCAUCACUGAGGCAUUCAAGAAAGACAGCAACACCAAGAAGAUCAACCUUGGUGUUGGCGCGUACCGCGACGACAAGGGCAAGCCAUAUGUGCUGCCGUCGGUGAAGGAGGCCGAGCAGAAGGUGGUGCAGCAAAACCUCGACAAGGAGUACGCGGGCAUCACUGGUGUGCCUGACUUCACCAAGGCUGCUGCACUUCUAGCAUACGGACCAGACAGUACUGCCAUCAAGGACGGUCGAGUGGCCAUCACGCAGUCCAUAUCUGGAACUGGCGCCCUGCGGAUAGGUGGUGAAUUCCUCGCCCGCCAUUAUCCUGGCGCCAAGACCAUCUACAUCCCGACCCCAUCAUGGGCCAACCACAAAGCAGUCUUCUCUGACAGCGGGCUGGAAGUCAAGAGCUACAAGUACUACAACAAGGACACCAUUGGCCUCGACUUCGAUGGCAUGAUUGCCGACAUCAAGGCAAUGCCGAAGGGCUCGAUCGUGCUUCUCCACGCAUGUGCACACAACCCAACUGGUGUUGACCCAACUGAGGAGCAGUGGAGGGCCAUCAGCGAUGCCGUCAAGGCUGGUGAGCAUUUCCCAUUCUUCGACAUGGCUUACCAAGGUUUCGCAUCUGGUGACACCAACAAGGAUGCUUACGCUCUCCGCUACUUCAUUGAACAAGGUCACCAGCCAUGUCUUGCUCAGUCGUUCGCCAAGAACAUGGGCCUUUACGGAGAGCGUGUCGGUGCAUUCUCAAUCGUCACUGCGUCGGCCGAGGAGAAGACUCGUGUCGAUUCUCAAGUCAAGAUUCUUGUCCGUCCACUCUACUCCAACCCACCAGUUCAUGGCGCUCGCAUUGCCAGUACCAUCCUCAACGACCCAGCCUUGAACAAGCAGUGGCUUGGCGAGGUCAAGGGCAUGGCAGACCGCAUCAUCAAGAUGCGAACCCUGCUGAAGCAGAACCUCGAGAAGCUGGGCAGCAAGCACAACUGGGACCACAUCACUUCACAGAUCGGCAUGUUCGCGUACACCGGUCUGACUCCUGAGCAGAUGACCAAGCUUGCGGAGGAGCACUCGGUGUAUGCGACCAAAGAUGGGCGAAUCAGCGUUGCUGGCAUUACCUCCGAGAACGUGGGCAGACUUGCUGAGGCCAUCUACAAGAUCAAGGGUUGAAGCGGCAUUGCUACCAGCCUCUCGUUCAUCAGCUGCGAGCGGGCGGGAAAUGACAACAGAGAGGGCAAUUGAAGAAUGGUGUAUAAAAGCGGAGGCUGGCUGUGUGCCAAGGUCAAAAGAUGUAUAAUAGAUGGCUUAAGAGAUAGAAAGCUAGGUACCUUGUGUACAGAGCGUCGCGAGCAG